AUGUCACCAUGCGCAUAUGAGUAUUUUCGUUCUAGUGUAACAGUUAGUACGAAUUUACAUUAACAAUAGUUUAAAAACAUUCUACAGGCGAGUUUUCUUAUUUUUUGGUGAUUCAUUAGUUUAUAUAUUGCAAGAAUUUUUUAAGACGAUAUGCAAGUAAGUAAAUUUACAAAUAAACAUAAUUCUUUCCUCUUGCAUUGCUACUGUCAAUAUCUGGUAUUCAAUAUAUUUUGUUUAUACAAAUGACGUUAUAAUAUGCUAACGUUAAUAAUUUUAAUAUAAUUUUAAAUUUAUAUUCAAAUAUAGUAAAAAAUCGAGUUCUUUGCCUUUUUAAUAGAAAAGUAUAAACAAUAAUUUCUUAUCUUAUUUUGAUUUGAUUAUUAUUUUUGAUUUUUUCUUAAAUUAUUACGCAUGAAUUCUUCAGUCUACAUAUGAUAUACAAUUUAUAAACAUUGUUACAUAUCUACAUUCUAACCUCUAAUUUUAUUCUCUUAUUCUCUUUUCAAUAAAAUUAAUUUCUUUUAAUGUAAUACUUUAUUUAUGUAAUAUUUAUUCUUUAUUUUAAUAUCCAUUUUUAUUCAUAUCUAUUACGGUCAUGUUAUUUAGAUACAAUAAAGAAUGAGCUGGUUUGAUGCCACUGGAUUUGCCAAUUUGGCCAAAUCUGCUUUAAAAGAAGCUCAAAAGACAAUCGAUAAGGCACUUGAUAUUAAAGAUGAGGAUCAAAAACCAGUGGGAAGCCAUACAGAGGAUACAUCAGACUUUUUUGCAUCAUGGGGGAUAAAGAGUGAUGUUCAUCAAAAUGUACAACCACACCGUGAUAAGCCUAAAACAUCCAAACAAGAAGCCACAAGCAGUAUAUGGGGUAGUUUUACUGGGUCAUUCUUUGAAUCACCUAAAUUUAAUGAACCAGGACAAAGUAUUAAACCAAUUGCGCAGUCAAAGUCCUUACAAAGCACACCUACUGAAAGUAACAAAAAGCUUGUAUCUUCAUCAUCAUUCUCAGAAGAUUACAAAAGUAAAUCUUUAAGUCCUAAGAAAAAAUCUAGGCAAGUAGAAAAUUACAAAGAAAAAGAAAUUCAUGAUCAGGUUCAAAAUGUUUCUUGUGAAGAUAUUUCUAAUACAUCUGAUGAUGUAAAGCAACUUCCUUCAUCUGAAACAACUGAUACAAGUAUAACUCUUGACAAAGAUGAUAACAUUAAUAAUUGUCCUAAAAUAAUUGAAUAUUCUUCAGAGGAAAAGAAAGAUAUUGAUAUUAAAGAGGAAGAAGAAAAGUCAGAAUUUGAAAAAAAAGAACCUUGUGAGCAUGAUUUAGAUUCACCUGUUUCUACAUCAAACAGAUUAUCUUUUGUAUCUCCAGAAAAUGACAAAAAAAGUUCAGAGAGCAUUGAAAUUCUGGGUUCCCGAUCUAACACUGAUUGUACUACGACUCCAGAAUUGGAUGGCAGUCCGUCUACUAAGGGUACUAAAGUUAAUUCUGAGUCGAUAGAAGUAUUACCAGACAGUAUGGUUACAUCUCCAAGCUCUGGAGUGGAAGUAUUAGAAGAUUGGAAAAGUGAUACCAGUCCUUAUUUAUCUCCUAUGGAGCAAAGACACUCUGAUUCAUCAUCUAUCUUAGAUAGAGACGAUACAGUGACCCCUUGCUGGGAUGAUAUUAAUGUCCCCCACAUUAUGAAUAAAGAAAAUGAAAUAAAUCCAUCAUUUUCUGAUAUUUCUUCAUACGAACCUCCAAUGGAUGAAAUCAAGACAUCACAUGAAAAUUUAUGUAUGAGCAGUAUGGAUAGUACACCAUCUACUGGUACAUAUCAAGGUAUGGGAUCGCAUUUAUAUAAAAGCGCAUCCAGUACCCAUUCAACGAAAGUUUCCCCAGAAAGCAUAGAAGUAUUACCUUACACUGAUGAUGAGAAAGAUGAAGCGAAUUUGGCAGAAGAUUCUUACACUUCUGCAUCAGAAAGUACAAUUGUAACGAUGUUAGAAACAUUUCAGCAGAAAGAACAAGCACAUAAUAAAACAGAAAAUCUUAGUACAAGCGAAAAAAUGCAAGAUUCAUGUUCAGAUGACAAGCUAACGUCGAAAAAAGCUAGCACAGAUACAAGGCUAAAUUUGAGUCUAGAUUCCUCAAGCGAAAAGCAUAAUUUACAUCUGCCAAUUGAAGCAAUUACAACGCAACCGAUUCGUAAGCCUGAAUAUUUUGAUGGAGCAGAUCAAAAAACUAAACCUGACAGAAAAAGUUACGAUCGAUUAUUAAAUUCCACAAUAGAGCCGACAGAAACGGAACGUUAUUCUGCCAGUGAAAUUAUCCAUCCGUUUAAAUCAGAAAUGCUCGAAGUUUCAGAUCAACAUUUAAUUUCAACAGAUUCAAGUUGUGAAGGAACAUUGAUAGAGAGUUCAGAAGAAAAUCCACAGUAUAAAUCGGAAGAAAGAAUUUUACAAGCUCCCUUGAAUUCUAGUUCCUAUGUAAAAACAAUGUUAGAAGAUGCAAUGAUCGAAAAAGGUGGUGAAAUCAUCGAAGCAGAAGUACAAGGUGUGGAAAUACCUCGAGAAAAUUCACCUAUUUCGUCAGAAAGUCGGUCCGAUCUGAUUAAAAUUGGUUCCGAUCAAACCAGUGGUCACACUAGUGGGGAUGAAUUAGAAACCACCACUUCUAGCGAUAUCGAAGUUAUAUCCAGUCCAAAUGGUGAUUCGAGUUCUACACAAUCGCGACAAAAAUUGCAAUCAACAAAGGGCUGUGAUCUCUUAAUGAAAACAUUAAAAACUAAAGGACAUUCAAGGGAGUUGAGUGAAAUCAGCGUAGGAUCUGAUGAAAUGAAUGUUGAAAUAGAAAAGUUAUUGAAACGUAUACAAGAGAUGACAGAAAUAUUAGAAGCCAGAGAAUCGAAGCUCAUUGAUGUUAGUAGAAUGAAUAUGGAAUUACACGAACAAAAUAACAACUUGAAGAAGCAACUUGAUAAUUUUGAGAAACACGCAGAACAAAGCCAAAGCUUGAAUCAGAUCACUGAUGAAUAUACACAACGACUAUCUGCCUUAGAAAGAAAAUUUCAGCAAGCGAUACGUGAACGAGAUUCAUUAAGAAAGAAUUUGGAACAGUUAAAAGGAGCAAAUAGAAGAACAAACUUCAGAAUUAGAACGUUUAAAAAGAUCAUUACGUGCAAAAGAAGAAGUUGAAUUAUCUCAGAUAGAUGCUGUUUAUUCGUUAACAGCACGAACAAAAACACUAGAAAAAGAAGUAACAACGUUACAAAAACAAUUAGAAAAUGCGAUGCAAAAUACCGAAACUUAUAAAAAAAAUUUGGAAACAACAAAAAUGGAGUUAUCUGAAACAAAGAAAAUUUUGACUGCAACAGAAGCAGAAUUGAAAGAAGCAACAACUAACGCUGGAGAAUCAUGUCAAUUACUUGUGCAAGUAGAGGAAUUAAAAAUCAAAUUAAGAGAAUCUGAGGAAAUGCAUGUGAAAAAGGAAGAAUUUUUAAAGCACGAAAAUAGUGAAUUACUAAAACGUUUAGAAGCCGCUGAAGCUAGAAGCGAAGAACUUUCAGAAUCUGUAUCAACGGCUACAAAACCUUUACUGCGACAACUGGAACAAAUUCAGGCAAAUUUAUUACACAAAACUAAUAGUUUCAUGAAACAAGAAAAGACAUUAUCAGACAAGAAUAUCGAAUUACAAACAAAAAUAGAAAAUUUACUUGAGACGGAUCGUUAUCUUAAGGAAGAGAAUAUUAAUUUAAAAUCUAAAAUAUCUCAAUUAGAAGCUAAGCUUAUUGCCAAAGAGAAUGAAAGAACGCGGUUACAAGAAUUGUACGAUGAAUUGGUAAUACAAAAGGAAAAGCUCACUGAACAAAAUGUGAGGCAACGACAAACGAUAGAAACACUUGACCAAUCUCAUACUUCAGAAAUAAUGGAGUUAAAAAGAGAAAUUAUUGCGUUAGAAAAUAAAUUAUCUGUAGAAAAAGCAGCCACGGAUGCAGAAAGGAGAAAAAAUCAUGCAAUGUCAGAACAGCAAAAUAUUGAAGACAACGAACGGCUUAGUCCUACCCCUAGCACAGAACAAGAAGAUUCCGUGAACACAGAAAUAGACAAUAUUUGGACGUUAUGUAAUCCCAUUACCGAAAACAAAUCUGAAAGCUAUACAGUAGCAUUUGAUACUAUCAGAGCAGGAUCUAGCAGUACUUCUAUAUUUGAGAAUUUACAAGCUCAAUUGAAGCAAAAAGAUGGUGAAAUACAACAACUUCAGUGGGAAUUAUCGAGGCGUAACAUAGAAAGAGAUGUGCUGAAUUCAGAAUUAUCAACAUUAACUUUAAAGAUCGAAGAAUUAAAUGUUAAGGUUAUGAACGUUGCAGUUUUAAACGAAAGCUUACAAGAAAUACAAACUAGAUAUGACGCGUUGUUACAAAUGUACGGUGAAAAAAUGGAAGAGAAUCAGGAACUGCGUUUGGAUCUUCAAGAUGUCAAAGAAAUGUACAAAACACAAAUUGAUCAGCUUUUAAAGCGAGAUACUUGAAACUUUUUGUAGAUAAAAUUUCUUUAUUGAUUGAGCCAAUAUAAUAGAUGUAAAACCAUAAAAGAGUUAAUUUAUGACAAUUUAGAUUCGGUGAUAAUUUUGGCCAACGGUACUAUAUCAUGUUAUCGCAACGAAGUUGCUGAUGUCAUUUAAAAAAAGAUAAUGUAUAGAAAGAGACUGAUGUGAAAUUACAUCUUAAUAUAACUUAGUGAUUUAAAAUUUCAAAUUUAACGAAAUAAUAAUAUGAAAUUUCAUUUAUACAUGUUCUACAGGGAAUGCUUAUGUGAAAAUCGAAAUUUUUGCUUUGAUAAAUUUUACAGAUGAUUCAUGCCCUACAUUUUCGAUAAAUAGUAGUCGCGUUAACAUUUGAAUAUAAAUUCCAAUAUAAGCAAUGUAAAAUCUGGGCAGUUCUUUAAUUAGUCGUAGGAAUUAAUCAUGUACACUGUAUACAAAUAGAGUAAGAAAAAUAACGUGAUAUAUAAUGUAAUAUAACUUUAACAUUUUCGAUAUUGUACUAUAGAAUUCAAAUUAUGAUAUAAUUUAUUAAAAAAAGAUUUAUUGUUCCUUUAUUGAAAGUUGUAUUUUUUAUGGUUUCACUCUCUUUGAUGCAACAGCGAUUUACAAUUUCGACAGAAUUAGGAGAAAAAGUGGUAAGAACUUGAAACAAAAAAAUAAUGUACAUUUUAAGAUAUUUAUGAAAACUGAGAUAAAAUAAAGAGAAAAGUAUCAUAAAAAAUUAGAAAGAAUACCUUGGAAAAAGUCUUAGACAUGAUUUAUUCUAUCAGGAAAGAUAGAAUAGGAAAAAUCAUAAUGUAAUUUCUAAAUAGGAGUCUGAAGUAAAUGAAUAAUAGACAUGAUUGUUUCUCAAAAGUGUAAUUAAACCGAAGGGAAUACAUCUUUUUCAUAAUUUUUAUAUAUAUCGUAAACUUUAUUAGUUACAAACUACGACCUUCCCUUCCUCCCCCUUUCCCUCUCAAAAGAAAAAAAAAAAAGAGAAAA
This is a messenger RNA of Heterotrigona itama, 5494 nucleotides long. The record is from the annotation of a GenBank genome assembly. Lineage: Eukaryota; Metazoa; Arthropoda; Insecta; Hymenoptera; Apidae.